UGCAACUACCAACUUCCUCGAAGCAUCACGCAUAUUCUGUCACUCGCCAUGUUAUUCUGCGGAUACUGACACUCCUUUUAAACCAAAUACAAUCUGAUCGUUAUUUGUUUGUGUGAAAGAUAAGCAACUGAAAGUUCAUUUUCUUAAGUUUGUAUUUAGAGAAAGAGGACUUGCCACGAUGACGUACGACGGUCAUUUGAAAAUUGGAAUUGUUUGUUCCAGUAAUCAAAACCGGAGCAUGGAGGCUCAUAACUUUCUUAGCAAAAAGGGAUUCCAGGUGAGGUCGUUCGGAACAGGAAGUCAGGUGAAGCUGCCGGGAUCUGCGCCAGACAAGCCAAAUAUCUAUGACUUCAGCAUCACCUACGAUGAGAUGUAUAAGGACCUCAUUAGGAAAGACCCAGACCUCUACACCCAGAACGGAAUCCUUCACAUGUUGGACAGGAACAGACGCAUCAAGCCCAAGCCGGAACGCUUCCAGGCUUGCAAGGACAAGUUUGACGUCAUUGUCACGUGUGAAGAGCGUGUGUAUGACCAGGUCAUUGAUGAUCUGGAGUCCAGGUUGAAGGAAGAGGAGCAGGCUGUCCACAUCAUCAACAUUGAUAUCCAAGACAACCAUGAGGAGGCCACGAUAGGCGCCUUCAUGAUAUGUGACCUCGUCACCUUGCUGCACACUUCAGACGACCUGGAUAACGAGAUUGACGAAAUCCUCCAGGAGUUCGAAUCCAACGUAGACCGGGCUAUUCUGCACACUGCCACGUUCUACUGACGAGGAGCAGCACACAUUAUGAAAUAACUGUGAAAACUUGGUAUACUUGGGGAUUACCUCGAAAGCAAUUCCACAUUUUGGCAAAUGUCAGCAUCAUCCAAAUAUUUGUGUUUUCAGUAGAAAUUCGCAUCAGAAUCACAAAAGUAUGUAUAUCAGUUCUAUCGGGGUAGGGAUCUGAUCAG
Haliotis rufescens (red abalone) is the source of this 948-nucleotide messenger RNA. RefSeq names its product RNA polymerase II subunit A C-terminal domain phosphatase SSU72-like. Bases 179 to 766 code for a protein of 195 amino acids. The record is from RefSeq and is a predicted model, not a curated record. The transcript has 5 exons. NCBI's taxonomy places the organism in Eukaryota, Metazoa, Mollusca, Gastropoda, Lepetellida, Haliotidae. Gene Ontology annotation, biological process: termination of RNA polymerase II transcription. Gene Ontology annotation, molecular function: RNA polymerase II CTD heptapeptide repeat phosphatase activity. Gene Ontology annotation, cellular component: nucleus; mRNA cleavage and polyadenylation specificity factor complex.